Molecule: messenger RNA, 1434 nt
Organism: Paramacrobiotus metropolitanus
Lineage: Eukaryota; Metazoa; Tardigrada; Eutardigrada; Parachela; Macrobiotidae
Exons: 2
Coding region: 58-1236 (392 amino acids)
Source: RefSeq, a predicted model, not a curated record
AACAGUGGACCAGGUUAAACCGCAUAUUAACAAGGUACGGCUUCAUAAUAAAUCAAAAUGCACUCGGAUAAUCGCUGUGUCCAUAAGAAGCAUCCGUGUCUUACUCUGUUCUCGCUGAUCAUACUUCUGAUUCUGCAAGAUCCCUCGUUCGUAGAAUGUUUGGUGGAUGACUUAGAAAGCGAAUGUAGCGAGCCGGCGGUCAUCCAGACCAAACGAGUACCACCAACUGCAGCCUUUCCGUUCCGCACGGAUGGACUCACCAGAGCAGAAUUCUGUCUGCGCUUCGUCCCGGAAACAAGCUGCAUCCCAACAAUGUUCGGCACAGUCUACGAAUUCGAUAAUUGCCACAAUGCAACCGAUAGCGAAAUUCGAGCGCAUCCUUGGGGAUCCAGCAUUGAGAAGACCUACAUUGAUUUCGACUGUAUUUGGAAAACUCGGAAGCAUAUGACAGUAAUAACGAAAGCCCUCGGUGGAAUGAGCCCCACGCGAGCACUAACGAUCGCCCUUUACGACCACGCAGACGACCAACGGCUGGCCAUUCACAAGGAUGUCAUCGAACCAGUACGAAACCAGGUGAUUCAGUUGUCCACGUUUUACUGCACAUCGCCAAAUAUCACGGCGAAAGUGUAUGCCAUGGGACCGCUGCCGAACUUGUUACAUUUCCAGUUAGGUUUAGAUUGUCAGGGUUUGAUUAUCAGAAAGGCCGACUUUUCGGGGAUGCCGCAAGUGCGUGUCAUCCAGUUUAUUUCCGCUACUACCAUAGCCGAAAUGGAGCCGUACACCUUCACCGAUCUGAAUAAUCUACAGAUUCUAACGCUGGAAGCCCAAAUUGUUGAUGUCCUGUAUACAAGCGCCGUGAAGGAUCACGGCCACGCCCUUGCUCGCGGCAGCUUGCCCGAUUACUUCUUCGAGCGCGCUCGCCGCCUGCACUGUGACUGUUCAUUCGCCUGGUUCCGGAAUUUCCUGAAGAAGAAACCGUACUUGACGGCGGCGAGGAAUGCAGGCAACCUUCUGACGGUUGGUAGUUUCAAGCUGCCGGAGAGCAAUAUCCGGGCUCCUGGAAGUUCCGCUAAUGUGACGGCACUCACACGUCGGGAUCUAGAAAAUGUCGACUUGUUCCAGCAUCAAUGGCCGCCGGUCCUCAGUGUCAACUGUGCUUUGGAUUUCAACUGGAGAAACACCCAGGCCGGGAACAAGUUUUCCUACAACACUGCCUGCUACAAUCUGGAUUGCUAGUUAAGCCCCAUAAAAGAAUGUUUCCCGAAAAUCAACUGCGAAUUGUUGUAAAAUUCCUUACAAAUGCUGCUUCUUAAAAUUGUUUAUUAAUGCUUACUAACUGCGUGCAAAGGGGGCUACUAACUGUAAAUGAGCGAUUGUUUUAAGCUCAAGGUAAGCGCAUCAACACAUGGACUGUGCGUCUGGGUCAAAGUUAAA